AUGUCCCACCCCGGCCUCUUAGGGACAGAAUGCUACGAGCUUCCACCUCACUCUUCCCAUUCAGACAAGCCCAUCCUCGACACAGAAAAGUCCAACAAGCAAAUCCAACUAUCAUUCCGUGACCGACUCCGCCAUUUCACAUGGGCCUGGUACACAUUAACCAUGAGCACCGGCGGCCUAGCCCUCCUAAUAGCAAGCCAACCAAACCGCUUCAAAGGGCUCGACGAAAUCGGCCUAGCAAUCUACAUCAUAAACCUCCUCACGUUCGCCUCCCUCACAACCCUAAUGGCAACCCGCUUCAUCCUCCACCGCAACCUCCUGCACUCCCUCACCCACGACAGAGAAGGCCUCUUCUUCCCCACAUUCUGGCUCUCCAUCGCAACGCUCAUCACAGGACUAGAGCGCUACUUCGGCGAAAACCCCUCGCCCGCCUUCUCCACAACCCUCGAAGUCCUCUUCUGGUCCUACUGCAUCUGCACCUUCUCCGUCGCCACAUUCCAAUACUCCCACCUCUUCGCCUCGCACUCCUACCGCCUACAAACAAUGAUGCCCAGCUGGAUCCUGCCCGCCUUCCCCAUCAUGCUCAGCGGCACCAUCGCCUCCGUCAUCGCAGAGCGCCAGCCCGACCGCUCCGCCAUCCCCGUCGUAACAGCCGGCAUGACCUUCCAGGGCCUGGGCUUCUGCCUCAGCUUCAUGAUGUACUCGCACUACAUCGGGCGCCUGAUGGAGUCCGGCCUCCCAAACCGCGAGCACAGGCCCGGCAUGUUCAUUUGUGUGGGCCCGCCGGCGUUCACGGCGCUGGCGCUCAUAGGCAUGGCGCGCGGGUUGCCCGAGACGUUUAGCGUGAUGGGGAGCGUGGAUACGGUGUCUGAUGCGCGGAUGAUUGAGAUUUUGGCGCUGGCUGCCGGUGCGUUUUUGUGGGCGCUUAGCUUGUGGUUUCUUUGUGUGGCGUUGAUUGCUGUGCUUAGGGCUCCGCCGAAGGCUUUCCAUCUUAGUUGGUGGGCUAUGGUGUUUCCGAAUACGGGGUUCACGAUUGCGACUAUUACGCUGGGUAGCUCGUUUGAGAGUGCGGCUAUUAAGGGUGUGGGGUCGGCGUUGUCGGUUUUUGUUGUUGCUAUGUGGUUGUUUGUUCUUGUUAAUCAUAUACUGGCUGUUAUUCGGCAGGAUAUCAUGUAUCCUGGGAAAGAUGAGGAUGUCUCGGAGUAG
Penicillium verhagenii is the source of this 1206-nucleotide messenger RNA. Its product is annotated as tellurite-resistance/dicarboxylate transporter family protein. Gene Ontology annotation, cellular component: membrane. The record is from RefSeq and is a predicted model, not a curated record. Gene Ontology annotation, molecular function: malate transmembrane transporter activity. Lineage: Eukaryota; Fungi; Ascomycota; Eurotiomycetes; Eurotiales; Aspergillaceae. Bases 1 to 1206 code for a protein of 401 amino acids. The transcript has a single exon. Gene Ontology annotation, biological process: malate transmembrane transport.